This is a messenger RNA of Staurois parvus, 355 nucleotides long. Lineage: Eukaryota; Metazoa; Chordata; Amphibia; Anura; Ranidae. The record is from the annotation of a GenBank genome assembly.
AGCCGAAGAUGUCGGCUCGGUCAUGUGAUCAACUGUGUCCAAUCACAGCUGAUCACAUAGGAGAGCUGGUAAUCGGCUUUCCGCGGAGGGCACUGAUGAUCAGUAUGCCCUGAUGAUCAGUGUAGCCCCAGCAGUGCCACCUGUCAGUGUCCAUCAGUGCCUUAUGUCAGUGCCUCGUGCCAGUGCCACAUGCACACCAGUGCCACAUAUCAGUGCCCAUCUGAGCUGCCUUUCAGUGUCACCCAUCAGUGCCAGUCAGUGCCACCUAUCAGUGCUGCAAAUCAGUGCCACCUAUCAGUGCCACCUAUCAAUGCCAGUCAGUGCUGCCUAUCAGUGCCAGUCAGUGCUACCUAUC